AACCAUACAAAAACACAAAACACUUACAAACAAACUCCAUUUUCACUUGAGGAAAAACCCUAAUGAAGAGAUCUACGACUCUCUCUCUUCUAUUAGGGCUCUUAGCCCUACUGAGCUUUCUUAGCUUAACCGGAGCUCGGCCCCACCGCCAUUUCGACGAGGAGGAGCUAGGAAUUGUGCUCGGACCGCAUGAAUUCCCCGACGACGAUAACACGGAAGAUGAUGAUCUAGGCGACAUCAUCGGACCUCACGAGGUUGAAGUGAAGCGAAGCGAUUUCCCUGAUGAUUUCAUCUUUGGAACUUCUGUCUCAGCUUAUCAGGUGGAAGGUGCCAAAAAGGGCGCUGGAAGAGGCAUGACGACAUGGGACCAGUUUACCCACAUGUAUGCAGACAAGGUUCAAAACAAUUCUGAUGGAGACAUGGGAGUCGAUUUCAUUAACCGUUACAAGGAAGAUAUCCAAUUAAUGAAGGAACUGAGGACGAACGGGUUCAGAUUUUCAAUCUCAUGGACCAGGGUCUUACCUUAUGGACGAGUGAGUAAUGGUGUGAACGAGAAGGGGGUUCAGUUCUACAACGAUCUUAUAAACGAACUCUUGGACAAUGGAAUCCAGCCCGCGAUCACACUAUUUCACUGGGAAUCUCCUCUGGCUCUUGAAACGGAGUACAAUGGGUUCUUGAGCAAAGACAUUGUAAAAGACUUUCGAGAUUUCGCGAGAUUCUGUUUCCAAAGAUUCGGAGACAGGGUGAAAAACUGGGCGACGUUCAACGAGCCGUCGGUGUAUAGCGUCGCUGGCUACUCGAAAGGCAAGAAAGCGCCGGGACGAUGCUCUCCGUGGGAGAACGACCUGUGCAUGACGGGAGAUUCAUCUCGCGAGGCUUACAUCACUGCUCACAACCAGAUUCUUGCUCAUGUCGCCGCUGUCGACGAGUUCCGGAAAUGUGAUAAGUGCGAAGGAGGGAAGAUUGGCAUAGUGCUUGUUUCCCAUUGGUAUGAACCCAAGGAUCCCAAUUCCGAAGAUGAUAAGAAGUCGGCGAGACGAUCCCUCGACUUCCAACUCGGAUGGUUUCUUGACCCUCUAACGCGCGGAGAGUAUCCGGAGGUGAUGAAGGAAGACGUAGGAGAAAGACUGCCAAAGUUCACCCCAGAAGAAUCUAAGGUCUUGAAAGAAAAAUGCUACUUGGAUUUCGUGGGGCUUAAUUACUACGGAGCAUUCUUCGUCACCGCUAACGACAAAGUCAAUAUAUCCAAGCUCAGUUACGCUGCAGAUCUCGCCACCAACUUCACAACUGAGCAAAAGGAGUCACCACAUCUCAAGGCUUCUUCAAUGGGCAUUGUGGUGUAUCCCUUGGGUUUGAGACGGGUCUUAAAACACAUCAAAGACUAUUACAACGAUCCGGAGAUUUAUAUAAUGGAAAAUGGGCUGGACGAGAUGGAUGAUGGUCAGAAAUCGUUAGAAGAAGCCCUUAAUGACAAAGGGAGGAAAGAAUUCCUCAACAGUCACAUCUUAAUGAUGGGAAAAGCCAUCAGAUUCGAUGAAGUGAGAGUGAAAGGGUACUUCGUAUGGUCGUUGAUGGACAACUUCGAAUGGGAUAGAGGGUACAGAGUGAGGUUCGGACUCUACUACGUGGACUACAACGACGACAUGAAAAGACACAUGAGGUCUUCGGGGGAAUGGCUACGCAAAUUCCUCGACACCGACAUGACCAUUAGCGUCUGCUACUUCGAGAGCCACCGAGCCAAAGGGUACGCUCCCAAGUUGUUCGACCGAGAGUUCACCGAAUACGUCACCGAACCCAUGACCUACGCUAGCGACUUCAUCUGAGACUACGUGUUCGGUCAACUCUCUCUCUCUCUUCCACCCAGCAGCCACCUGAUCGGCCGAGCCAUCUCUUAGAGCUCGAGCUUCUCUCUCUCUCUCUCUAUAUAUAUAUAUAUAUAUGUGUGUGUGUAUAGUUAUAAUGAUGAUAAUGAAUAAUGCUUUGCUGGGUGUGUGUAAUGUUAUGUCUGUGUGUAUGUAAUAACAAUGAAUAAAGAGUGUGUUGACUAUAUGAACA
Tarenaya hassleriana is the source of this 2055-nucleotide messenger RNA. RefSeq names its product beta-glucosidase 33-like. NCBI's taxonomy places the organism in Eukaryota, Viridiplantae, Streptophyta, Magnoliopsida, Brassicales, Cleomaceae. The record is from RefSeq and is a predicted model, not a curated record. Gene Ontology annotation, molecular function: beta-glucosidase activity. Gene Ontology annotation, biological process: carbohydrate metabolic process. The coding region runs from base 63 to 1823 and encodes 586 amino acids. The transcript is spliced from 13 exons.